Molecule: messenger RNA, 2601 nt
Organism: Trichoplax adhaerens
Lineage: Eukaryota; Metazoa; Placozoa; Uniplacotomia; Trichoplacea; Trichoplacidae
Exons: 25
Coding region: 1-2601 (866 amino acids)
Biological process (GO): protein import into nucleus
Cellular component (GO): nucleus; cytoplasm
Molecular function (GO): small GTPase binding; nuclear import signal receptor activity
Source: RefSeq, a predicted model, not a curated record
AUGCACUAUUUCUUGCAAAACAAUAAUGAAUUAAUUGCUGCACAAAAAUAUGUGGAACAAGCCGCAGAAAGAAAUCUGCCGGAAUUCUUGGUGGCCUUGGUCAAUAUAUUGGCCAAUACCGAUAAAUCUCAGGUCGUUCGAAUGGCUGCUGGAAUCAAUUUAAAAAAUUCUUUUACAUCUAAAGACCCCGCUAUCAAGUUACAGUAUCAAGAAAGAUGGAAAACAUUUAGUAAUGAUGUUCGCUACCAUAUUAAAAACUUGGUUUUACAAACCUUGGGAACUGAACCUUCACGACCUUCAUCUGCUGCUCAGUGUGUUGCUAGCAUUGCUUGCGUCGAAUUGCCAUUUAAUGUUUGGCCUGAGGUUAUACCCACAUUAGUUCGAAACGUCACUAAUCAACAUAGUACAGAAGCGUUGAAGGAAUCUUCAUUAGAGGCUAUAGGCUACAUUUGUAGCGAUAUCGCUGACCCUGAUGUUAUAUCGUCAAAAUCUAAUGACAUUUUAACGGCGAUAAUAUUAGGAAUGCGAAAGGAAGAGCCCAGUAAUUAUGUCCGACUCGCCGCUGCAAAAGCCUUAUUAAAUUCUUUAGAAUUCACCAAAGCAAACUUUGAGAAAACAAGUGAGAGACAUUAUAUCAUGCAAGUUCUAUGCGAAGCAACGCAAAGCCCUGAUGAGCAGAUCCGUGUUGCUGCCCUUCAAAACCUAGUCAGGAUUGUCACAUUAUAUUACCAGUAUAUGGAACAUUACAUGGGACCAGCGUUAUUUGCGAUUACGAUAGAUGCUAUGACUUCUCAUCAAGAUGCGGUUGCUUUACAAGGUAUUGAAUUUUGGUCAAGCAUUUGUGACGAAGAGGUUGAUUUAGCUAUUGAGGCUGCCGAUGCUGCAGAAGCUGGAAGACCUCCAGAGCAAACAAGUAAACAUUACGUCAAGGGUGCUUUAGGUUAUUUGGUGCCUAUAUUACUACAAACAUUGACCAAACAGUCUGAACUUGAUGAUGAAGAUGAUUGGAACCCGUGUAAGGCUGCUGGAGUUUGCUUAAUGCUGGUUGCGUCGUGUUGUGAAAAUGACGUUAUUGGGUAUAUACUGCCCUUUAUUAAAGAGAAUAUAGUACAUUCUGAUUGGCAAUACAGAGACGCCGCCGUAAUGGCCUUAGGUUCUAUUUUAGAAGGGCCUGAUCCAGCUGUACUUUUACCUGUUAUGAAUCAGGCUAUGCCACUGCUAAUUGGUUUGAUGGAAAAUGAUAAUAACAUUAUUGUUUGUGACUCUGUCGCGUGGACAAUUGGUCGAAUUUGCGAAUUAUUGCCGGAAGUUGCGAUAAAUCCAGAUGUUAUAGAAUCCCUAAUAGGGGUUCUCAAGAAAGGAUUAGCAGGGGAACCACGUGUAGCCUCAAAUGUUUGCUGGGCGCUAUCAUCGUUAGCAGAAGCAGCCUUUGAUAAUGAGGAAGGUUCGGAUUCAGAACGACCGGACAGUUAUUGCCUAUCGCCCUACUACAAUGCUAUAGUUGAUCAUUUAUUGAAAACUACGACCAGGCAAGAAGCAAAUAGCUCUAACUUGAGAAGUGCAGCAUACGAAUCUCUUAUGGAAUUGAUAAAAAAUAGUGCUAAGGAUUGUUAUCCUACUAUCCAGUUAGUCGCCAACGAGAUUAUGCAGAGGCUGCAGGCUGUAUUAAGUAUGGAAGGUACUGUGCAGAGUGCUGACAGAUCUCAGUUUGUUGACUUGCAAUGUUUAUUAUGCGCUACACUUCAGAGCGUAUUGCGAAGGAUUCAACCAAGUGAUGUUUCGCAGUGGUGUGAUUCCAUUAUGAAGAUUUUGUUAUUAAUGUUCAAUUCGUCGACGGGUAGAACUGGUACUAUACAGGAAGAUGCUUUAAUGACUGUUGGGACUCUCGUUGAAGUUACGGGAAUUAAUUUCAUGAUAUAUAUGGAUUCGUUCAAACCUUUUCUUCUUAUGGGACUAAAGAAUGUUAUGGAGCAUCAAGUAUGUUUGGCUGCAGUCGGAAUAGUUAGCGAUUUAUGUCGAGCUUUUGGCCACAAUUUUGUACCACACGCUGAUGAAAUCAUGUCUAUUCUUAUUAAAAAUUUAGGGGAUGCUUCACUGGAUCGAUCUGUUAAACCUCACAUAUUUUCAACAAUUGGAGAUAUUGCAAUGGCUAUUGAAGGAAACUUUAAAGUAUAUUUAGAAAUAGUAUUUGGUAUUCUCCAUCAAGCUAGUCAAACAGAAGUUAAAAAGGAGGAUUUUGAUCUGAUUGAUUAUCUAAAUUUAUUGAGAGAAUCUUGCUUAGAAACUUAUACGGGCAUAGCACAGGGUUUGAAAGGCAGCGGUGAUAAUCCAAACGUCGAUAUAAACAUUCUACGACCAGAAGUGCCACGUAUUAUGCAAUUUAUUGAUAGUAUAGCUAUUGAUGAGGAUCAUUCUGAUGGGACUAUUUCUACAAGCGCUGGUUUAAUAGGCGACUUAUGUGAUGCGUACGGAAGUAGUGAGAUCCAGAGCCUGGUAACAGGAAAUAUACAAGGCAUGUUGCAAGAGGGUUUAAAAUCUAAAGAAACCAAAACCAAGCAAGUUUGUGCAUGGGCAUUGAAAGAGCUGCAUAAAGUAAAAUAA